UGAUGAUGGUGAUGAUGAUGAUGAUGAUGAUGAUCAAAACAAAUUUAGAUUAAAAAAAGAACAGGAUAGACUGGAAUGAGCAGCUUUUAUUUUGUAAAGACUGGAGAGCUCUUAUUGUGAAAACCUCCCCCUGGAUGCAGUCUGUGCCGAGAACGCCGAUGUUCUCCAGAUGUUCUCCAGAUGUUCUCCAGAUGUUCUCGUGUCUUCUGUCCUCAGACUGUCUCAUGUCUUCAGCGGAAAUGAGUGCUGCUGUCCCCAACCACCGGAGGACCAAGCCCGGAGGCAUCAAACCGGGCGCCGCCGGCCAGGGCGUGACCGGCCCCACGUCCCAGAUCCCCGGCCUGUCCCAGACCGCCUCGGACAGCGUCCCCGAGAGGACCAGCGGCCGGCGGGUCGGCAUCUUCGAGACGGACUCGGACUACGUCAAGCUGGCCAAGGGGGGGGGACACAAAGGACUCCUGAGCCAUGAUGUGGACGACGUGGACGACGUCCCUAAAAGAGCCUACCAGCCCAGCAACUGGUUUGGAGACGAAUCCAGGAGUGGGAGCAAGGCGGCGUCCCCGGACGGCCUGAAGACGGGCCGGCGUCCCCUGACGGCCCCGUUUGGCACCGAUAACGGCUCCCCCUGGGACAGGGACACCGAGAGACACUCUCCCGAUAAGGACAAGAUGUCCCCCGACAGUCCGUCCCCGCAGAUGGAGAAUCUGUCCCUCGCCGGCAAAUACAAGCGAACAUCCUAUGAUAAGAAGGCUCCGCCCGUCAGCAUGUCCAAGCUGCUGAGCCACGGCUACAUGGAGGACAAGAAGACGUCUCCCAACGAGGACGACACGUCCAGCGUCACCUCGGAACAGACCAGCACCGUGGCCACGGAGGACGUGGACGACCUGGAGUAGUGGACGGGGGACGGGGGGACAGGGGACGGGGGACGGCCCACCUCCGCCCGCUCAUGGAUUCACCAUGUCCGUUGUUCGUCCACUGACUGUUGGGUUCCGUACUCAUGUUUCUGCGGCGGUACCGUCUGUUUGUUUUAAGUUCUAGAGCAGUGAUCCGUAGACCUGUCUGUGACCUUUGACCUCUGUUUCUGAGUUGUGAGCGGGGCUGGAGACCACCCGGCCCGGUCCGGCCCUCGGUCCUGAUCCGAGCCGUCCUGGCUGCCGCUGGCUGUCCUCCCUGGUUUAGUGAAGACCCGGUCCAGGAGGCUCUGUAGUGGUCCUGCUGCAGAACGGGGGGCCAGGGAUGUGGGUCUGGGUUUGGAACCAGGACUCCUGGAGCUUUGGUUCUGGGUUCCUGGAUCUUUGGUUCUGGGUUCUGGAGCUUUGGUUCUGGACUCCUGGAUCUUUGGUCCAGGGACCAGGACCCCUCCCUCCUGGGGGGCCCUGAAGCCCUGGUCUGAAGGUCUUGUCCCUGGUCCCUUGUCCCUGGUCUUUCUGUGGAGCAGAGGAACCUGCAGCAGCUUCUCGUUCUGGUUCUUGAGUCCCUCCUGGACCAGGGAACCAGGGAACCAGGAACCAGGAUCAGUCCCUCCCUCCUCUGCUGGUCCAGCAGGGCCGCAUCAGGCUGGAGCUUCAAUAUGAUUGGUUCUUAGAAACGCUUCCUUCCUUCCUGUCAGACUGGUAGUUUCAGCCCCGCCCCUCAGGGUUCUGGUCCAGAUCCUGCGGGACCGGUAGUCCUCGUCAGUCCAGCAGGUCCAUCAGUCCCAGCGGCGUCUCUCUAACUCCACACCAGCUUCCUGCUUCCUGUCUGCGGCGCUGAGAGCAGUCAGUCGGUUUGGUUUUCUACUCCUGCUAAACACCAACCUCUUCCUGUUUCCUGUCCGUCGGUGUUUUCACACCACUCAACAGGAAGUGGAACUUCUGCACGGUUCUCACUCCGCUCGUGUCCCUCGUCUCGCUUUGUUUCCGCAAAUGACGUGGCUUUAGCCUAACGGCUAACGUGGCUUUAGCCGAACGGCUAACGUGGCUUUAGCCGUACGGCUAACGUGGCUUUAGCCUUAUGGCUAACGUGGCUUUAGCCUUAUGGCUAACGUGGCUUUAGCCUAACAGCUAACGUGGCUUUAGCCUUAUGGCUAACGUGGCUUUAGCCUUAUGGCUAACGUGGCUUUAGCCUAACAGCUAACGUGGCUUCAGCCGUACGGCUAACGUGGCUUUAGCCGUACGACUAACGUGGCUUCAGCCGUACGACUAACGUGGCUUUAGCCGUACGGCUAACGUGGCUUUAGCCGUACGGCUAACGUGGCUUCAGCCGUACGGCUAACGUGGCUUCAGCCGUACGGCUAACGUGGCUUUAGCCGAACGGCUAACGUGGCUUUAGCCGUACGGCUAACGUGGCUUUAGCCGAACGGCUAACGUGACUUUAGCCGAUCGGCUGACAUACCAGAGGAGGGUGAAGACGGCAGCUGCCAGAACCUCAGUCCAGUGCCCGGCGCGGUGCAGGACAUCCGGCGCCAGGCGGCGGCGUGGGACCCGUCCUCCGGCGCCAGGCGGCGGCGGCGGCGGUGCGGGACUGGUCAUGUUGCUCGCUGCUCUCAGACUCCGUGGUUCUAAUGGUUCUAAUAAACGGCAUGUGCAUGUA
This is a messenger RNA of Salarias fasciatus (jewelled blenny), 2571 nucleotides long. RefSeq lists its product as uncharacterized. The record is from RefSeq and is a predicted model, not a curated record. The coding region runs from base 135 to 893 and encodes 252 amino acids. Lineage: Eukaryota; Metazoa; Chordata; Actinopteri; Blenniiformes; Blenniidae. The transcript is spliced from 8 exons.